Messenger RNA from Melospiza georgiana, 1176 nucleotides. It is a transcript of the gene TENT5C, whose product is annotated as terminal nucleotidyltransferase 5C. NCBI's taxonomy places the organism in Eukaryota, Metazoa, Chordata, Aves, Passeriformes, Passerellidae. The record is from RefSeq and is a predicted model, not a curated record. Gene Ontology annotation, molecular function: poly(A) RNA polymerase activity; RNA binding. Gene Ontology annotation, biological process: mRNA stabilization. The coding region runs from base 1 to 1176 and encodes 391 amino acids. The transcript has a single exon.
AUGGCAGGCAAAGGAAGCAGCGGAGCAGACUCCAUGUCCUGCAGUGUCCUGAACUGGGAGCAGGUCAGCCGUCUGCACGAGGUUCUCACCGAGGUGGUUCCCAUCCACGGCCGGGGGAACUUCCCGACGCUGCAGAUAACGCUGAAGGACAUUGUCCGGACGGUUCGGAGCCGCCUGAGCGAGGCAGGCAUCGUGGUCCACGACGUCCGAUUGAACGGCUCUGCGGCUGGUCACGUCCUGGUCAAGGAUAAUGGGCUGGGAUGCAAAGACCUGGAUCUCAUUUUUCAAGUUUCUCUUCCAAGUGAGGCAGAAUUUCAGUUAGUCCGAGAUGUGGUCUUGCGAUCCCUGUUGAAUUUCCUGCCGGAAGGGGUGAGCAAGCUGAAAAUCAGUCCCGUGACGCUGAAGGAAGCUUACAUCCAGAAGCUGGUCAAAGUGUGCACGGAGACUGACCGCUGGAGCUUGAUAUCGCUUUCCAACAAGCAUGGCAAAAACGUGGAGCUUAAGUUUGUGGACUGCAUUCGGCGGCAGUUUGAGUUCAGCGUGGACUCGUUCCAGAUCAUUCUGGACUCCCUGCUCUUUUACUAUAACUACUCAGAAACCCCCAUGUCGGAGCACUUCCACCCGACUGUGAUUGGGGUGAGCAUGUAUGGAGACUUUGAAGCAGCUUUUGAUCACCUGCAGAACAAGCUGAUAGCUACCAAAAACCCCGAGGAGAUCCGAGGUGGUGGGCUGCUCAAGUACAGCAACCUCUUGGUACGAGACUUCAGGCCCAUGGAUAAGGACGAGAUCAAAACGCUGGAGCGCUACAUGUGCUCCCGGUUCUUCAUAGACUUCCCAGACAUCCUGGAUCAGCAGCGCAAGCUGGAGACCUACCUCCAGAACCACUUCUCCAAAGAAGAGAGGAGCAAGUACGACUACCUCAUGAUUCUGCGCCGGGUGGUGAAUGAGAGCACCGUCUGCCUCAUGGGGCACGAGCGCAGGCAGACUCUCAAUUUGAUUUCUCUGCUGGCACUCAAGGUGCUGGCAGAACAGAAUGUCAUCCCUAAUGCCACUAAUGUGACCUGUUACUACCAGCCAGCACCUUAUGUCAGCGACGCAAACUUCAGCAACUACUACCUGGCAAGUGCCCCUGUGCUGUACAGCCAGUCCUACCCCACCUGGUUGCCUUGCAAUUGA